AUGCCGGGGAACGGCUCUCGCAGCCGGGAUGGCUGUUUCAACUGUCGCAGGCGCAAGCGGCGAUGCGAUGAGGAGAAGCCAGUCUGUCGUCGCUGUCGCAAGAUGGGUGACAACUGCGUGUUUCCGGAACCUGCUUCUGCGUCGAACCCUCUCAAGUUUGUUGUUGCGGCUUCACCGGAUCACUACAUUGUGCCUAUUGGAGGCUCAGAAAAGGGCGCCAGCUUCUUGAAUCUAUCGCCCAGGGAACUUGCAACCAUUUGGAACAAGAUCCAGGGGGAUCAAGAGCAGGAAUCUCGGGAGGUCCUGGACACACGAAACAUUCAGUCUCUUGUUCCAAUCCCCCAAGUCAUCUCACCAUAUACCGUUGGUCGACAGUAUGAUGGCCAGUCCAUCGAAUCGGCCCUUGUGCAGUAUUAUGUCGAAGUCAUUAGCAGAAGCAGAGUCUACGUGCAGACAGGACGUAAUGGCUUCCGCACUUCUGUCAUCCCCCGGGUUUUAUACAACCAGGGACCUCUCCUCUCAGCUGUCCUAGCCAUGAGCGCUGCAGAGUGGGCUCACGAUAUUGUUGUGGAUGGUAGAGACUACCGUGCGCUGUCGACGCAGUACAAGGUUCGCGCCCUUCAAGAGCUCCAGCAUACUCUACCAGAUCCUCAGAGUUGCGAGGGAAAUCUCUUGACUUGCGUCCUCCUCGCUUCUCUAGAGAUAGCUCAAGGAUCCCGCCCAGCUUGGCUGCGCCAUCUUCAGGGCGCACUGGCUCUCAUCGACAGCUUCGGAACAACCAUUGACCCCAGCGUGGCCCAGUUUGCGCUGCAAUAUUUCCGCUUCCGCUACGUCCUGAUGGAAACGACAAAACCUACUGGACGGUCACAGGAAGCCACUGACUCAGUUGACCAGGCGAUGGCUGGUCUAGCUAGAGCCGAGGUUACCCUUCCACUCCAUGAGACCCGAGGUAUUAUCGAUGAGCAGAUGGGCUGUUCUAUGGACCUCGUCGACAUCAUCAAUGAAAUCUCUGCUCUGUCACUUGCCUCGGAUGGCCACGAUGACACCGUGUCCAAGGAUCAUCUCUAUAUGAAGGGUCAGGAGCUGGAACACCGUAUCGAUCAGCUCUCGACCCAGGAUAUCAGCACGGACGAAUAUCUGCUCAAGAGUGCAGAGUCAUUCAGGAUUGCAGCUCAGAUCUACCUCAGGCUGGUCUGUUACAAUACCCCAAUCACCCACCCAUCGAUUCUGGAGCCCCAUGAGGCUCUCCUCUCGUGUCUGUCAGAUAUCAUCUCAGAGAGACAAGCGAGGCGGUCGUUUCCGAUGUGGCCCCUUUUCCUGACCGGCUGUGCAUGCUCAUCAGAUGAGCAGCGCAAGCCGGUUCUGGACUAUUUCACGUUGCUGGACAGCAAGUGGCCGAUCAGCAACAUCUCGGCCGUCUUUCAGGCUGUCCGAACUGUAUGGCAUACAAGGGAUUUGAUUUCGUCUUCGAAUUCAUGUACAAACCAGGACUGGAGGGAUGUUAUUCACAAGUUUGGCUGGAAACUGUCUCUAUCGUAA
Molecule: messenger RNA, 1539 nt
Organism: Fusarium vanettenii 77-13-4
Lineage: Eukaryota; Fungi; Ascomycota; Sordariomycetes; Hypocreales; Nectriaceae
Exons: 2
Coding region: 1-1539 (512 amino acids)
Biological process (GO): positive regulation of transcription by RNA polymerase II
Cellular component (GO): nucleus
Molecular function (GO): transcription cis-regulatory region binding; zinc ion binding; DNA-binding transcription factor activity, RNA polymerase II-specific
Source: RefSeq, a predicted model, not a curated record